This is a messenger RNA of Zeugodacus cucurbitae (melon fly), 2874 nucleotides long. It is a transcript of the gene mlt, whose product is annotated as tubulin-specific chaperone cofactor E-like protein. The coding region runs from base 1141 to 2799 and encodes 552 amino acids. The record is from RefSeq and is a predicted model, not a curated record. The transcript has a single exon. NCBI's taxonomy places the organism in Eukaryota, Metazoa, Arthropoda, Insecta, Diptera, Tephritidae. Gene Ontology annotation, biological process: protein folding. Gene Ontology annotation, molecular function: alpha-tubulin binding.
AAUAUUUUCUUUGUUUGCAGUACAUCUUACAUUCUUUGGCACUGGCACGGCGCCACUGAUUUUCUAAGUUCCACAACCGCUGAGGUGGUUGUGGCGCCCCUGUGCUCUAAACAGCCAGCCAGUCAAACAACCAACGAACGACCUACACAAAAAGCCAGAAUACAGACAAUUUACGUGUGUUCUCUCGCCCGCUCAGCUGAGCUGAGUGAAUGAAAAUGCGAAACGCUCAGCGAGUAGCACACGUCGUCAUUUGUAGAAUAUCUGGGGGUGGCGAGCGGAGAGCUGUAAUAUGAUUACAACAACAAAACAAUAACAAUAAACAGAAAACAGCAGUGACUGGUGUAUUAGCAGCCACAGCAGCAGGCACCAAACAGUCAGUGAGCCAGUGAACCAGUGAAGGCAGCAGCGCGCAGCAAUUUAGUCUGCAUUUGUUUUCUUUGUUCAAAACAUUACAAAAUUAAUUUAGUGCGCAAUAGAAAUUAUAUUCAAUUUUUUUUAUAAUUUCACUUUUACAAUUGUCGAUGAAAAUUACGUCACAUACAAUAAUCACGUACAUUGCAUUUGGUUGAAGAAAUGAAAAGCGAAUAAAACAAAAAAAAUAUGUGAAUAAACAGAACGCUACCGAAGCAAAACAAUUGAAGGAAAAAAGUGAAAAAAUAUUAAACGCAAUAAAAAUCUGUGAAAUACAUACACAAAACAGGCGAAAAGGGAUUUUCGAGUGCAGUUCCAACACAAAGCGUAAAGUGAAAAACGAACGAAAAAGUUAUAAAACAAUCCAGCAAGCAGCAAAGCAAUUGCCUUCGCCUUACAGCGAGUGCCCACGAAUGCAUUUCGCUCAUAUGUACCAAAAUUCAAGUGUCCACGAUUCAACGUACAUAGUGGUCGGUGUCGGUAUCGAUAUCGUCGUCGUCGCUGUCGGAGCGAGUGCAUGCAGGCGCGGAAGCGUACGGAGGUGGUGUCGGAGUCAGAGCAGCAGCAACAGCAGCCACAGCCGCUGGAACAGGAAGAGCAGUGCUUGCACUGUUAGUCGCAGUCGUAGCCAUCACAUUAGCGGUAGUCAUAGCCGUAGGAGCUUUUAUACUAAUUUUCGUAGCAUUAGACGUAGAGGCCUUUGUUUAACGGAUACGGAACGUCAGCAAUAUGCCAUCACUACUGGAAGCGUUGGAACGGAAAUAUUUCACCGAUUGUCAAUUAGAGAAUCUAAACGACGACGAUGCAGCUGCUGAAACAGAAAAGAGUCUCAUAUCCAUUUAUAUACCACGUCUGCCACCGUUGGUCUGCGUGCCCGAGUUGUUGGUAUUGAACGACUGUGACAUUGACUGUGCGGGCGAUUUCGAAGCCAUAAAAGAGAAAUGUCGCCGCGUGCGUGAGCUAGAUCUGGCACAGAAUAAGCUGCACGACUGGCAAGAGGUCUUCCACAUACUCGAACAUAUGCCGCGAGUGGAGUUUCUCAAUUUGAGCAAAAACCAUCUGGUCGGCCCCAUUUGCAAUCCAACCACCCUACCCACGAACAGUUUAAGGAGCAUGGUGUUGAAUGGCACAUACCUGGAUUGGCCAUGUGUUGAAGUGUUGUUGGAUAAUUUGCCAUUGUUAGAGGAAUUACAUCUCAGUUUGAAUGACUACAAAGAAGUGCUUAUCGAUUCAAUUGAGUGCGCGAGUGUUGCUGUUGGUGGUGGUGGUGGUGGUGGUAAUGAGCGCGAGGAUGAUGUUGCCGUCAAAGAGGCGCAUGCUGUCGUUGACGACGAGGUAACCGAGUGCAACGAGCGUAACGAGCGUAACGACAACAAACAUAGUGACUCAGACAAAUUAACCCCCGCAAAUGCAACAACAGCCGAAACAACAAUAAUAGAAACACAAACCGAAACAGAAACACCAGCGACACCACCACCCACACCAACUUCACCCACAGGCAGUUACAACGAACCGCGGUGUAAGCGCAUACAACCACAUCGAAAGUUGAAAACACUACAUUUCACCGGCAAUCCUGUAGAAAGUUGGCUCGAAAUCUGUCGUUUGGGUCGCGUAUUUCCCAGCCUCGAGAAUCUGGUGCUCGCCGACUGUCCCAUCAAGGCGAUUCAAGCUGAUGCGGGUGAGGCAGCGGGUGCGAGUGCUGCCAACAACAAUGACUGCCCGACCGUGUGCGAGGAAGACGUCGAAAUGUCCAAUAAAACGGAAUGUCCGCACAAGCAUUUCCACAAUCUGCAAUUUCUCAAUCUCAGCUACUCGAACAUAAGCGCCUGGGAUGACAUAGAUCAGAUUGCGAAAUUUCCGAAAUUGCACAAUUUACGCGUCAAGAAUUGGCCGCUGUGGGAACGACUCGAGUGCACCGAACACGAACGUCGUCAGCUGUUAAUUGCGCGUUUGCCGAACGUAAGUCUACUUAACGGCGGUGGCGUGAUCAGCGCCGACGAGCGCGAAGAUGCGGAGCGCGCUUUCAUACGCCACUACAUGGAUAAGCCCGAGUGGGAACGUCCGAAGCGUUAUGACGAAUUGCUGGCCAAACAUGGCAAAUUAGAUCCGUUAGUUAACAUAAAUCUUAAGCCUGAGAAACGCCUAAAAGUAUUCAUUACAUAUAAGGAUAAGACGGAAACGCGCCUGCUCGACGUCUACUGCACUGUGGGCGAUUUGAAGACGCGACUGGAGAAGCUGAUCGAUUUGCCAGCAAAUAAGAUGCGUUUGUAUUAUGUCGAUCAAGAUUUCAAGGAGUUCGGGCCGGAAUUAAUGAAAUAUCCCAAUAAGCGUUUGUACAGUUAUAAUAUACAAGCGGGUGAUGAAAUCAUUAUCGAUGAGAAGAAAUAAGCUCAGUUGACGUAUUCUAAAUAUACUAUCACAUACACACACACGCAAACAUAAAUACACUUAACGACUUGAUUG